AGUGUUGGGUCGCGGAGGCUGUGAGGGCAGAAGAAAAGGCCAGGCUGAGGGGAGGGAGGAGGGUAAAAAGCUGGGAGCUGUGAAUGGGGCGUCUGGGCUCGCGCUCCUGGCCGGGUUCCGGGAAGAAAACCUUAGCUGACUCGGUUCGCAACCUCUGAGCUCCCGGCGUUCCAGGAGCGGCCUCUUUUGUAGGAGCACCUGGAAUGAAGCGUCUGGUGCACUAAGCCGUAGCGGCAACACCUGCCACAGCGACAGCGCUGGGGCCCUGUGUAGAAGCUCCAUCCCCCUUGUCUUUGUGCCUGCCUACGUCCCCAGACUCAGAGAUUAUCUUAGAAGACCUAGGACUCCAAAAAUGUUUCCCUUGAAGGAUGCUGAAAUGGGAGCCUUUACCUUCUUUGCCUCGGCUCUGCCACAUGAUGUUUGUGGAAGCAAUGGGCUUCCUCUCACACCAAAUUCCAUCAAAAUUUUAGGUCGCUUUCAAAUCCUCAAAACCAUCACCCAUCCCAGACUGUGCCAGUAUGUGGAUAUUUCUAGGGGAAAGCACGAACGACUAGUGGUUGUGGCUGAACAUUGUGAACGCAAUCUGGAAGACUUGCUUCGAGAAAGGAAACCUGUGAGCUGUUCAACGGUUUUGUGCAUAGCAUUUGAGGUUCUUCAGGGCUUGCAGUAUAUGAACAAACAUGGUAUAGUACACAGGGCAUUGUCUCCUCAUAAUAUCCUGUUGGACCGAAAGGGACACGUUAAAUUGGCUAAAUUUGGACUUUAUCACAUGACAGCUUAUGGUGAUGAUGUUGAUUUCCCAAUAGGAUAUCCCUCAUACUUGGCCCCUGAGGUAAUUGCACAGGGAAUUCUCAAAACCACUGAUCACAUGCCAAGUAAAAAACCAUUGCCUUCUGGCCCCAAAUCAGAUGUAUGGUCUCUUGGAAUCAUUUUAUUUGAGCUUUGUGUGGGAAGAAAAUUAUUUCAGAGCUUGGAUAUUUCCGAAAGACUAAAAUUUUUGCUUACUUUGGAUUGUGUAGAUGACACUUUAAUAGUUCUGGCUGAAGAGCAUGGUUGUCUGGACAUUAUAAAGGAGCUUCCUGAAACUGUGACAGAUCUUUUGAAGAAAUGUCUCACCUUCCAUCCUUCUAAGAGACUAAGCCCAGAUGAAUUAAUGAAGGACAAAGUGUUCAGUGAGGUGUCACCUUUAUAUACCCACUUUACCAAACCUGCCAGUCUAUUUUCAUCCUCUCUGAGAUGUGCUGAUUUAACUCUGCCUGAGGAUAUCAGUCAGUUGUGUAAAGAUAUAAACAAUGAUUACCUGGCAGAAAGAUCUAUUGAAGAAGUUUAUUACCUUUGGUGUUUGGCUGGAGGUGACUUGGAGAAAGAGCUUGUCAACAAGGAAAUCAUUCGAUCCAAACCACCUAUCUGCACACUCCCCAAUUUUCUCUUUGAGGAUGGCGAAAGCUUUGGACAAGGUCGAGAUAGAAGCUCACUUUUAGAUGAUACCACUGUGACAUUGUCAUUAUGCCAGCUAAGAAAUAGAUUGAAAGAUGUUGGCGGAGAAGCGUUUUACCCAUUACUUGAAGAUGACCAGUCUAAUUUACCUCAUUCAAACAGCAAUAAUGAGUUGUCUGCAGCUGCCACUCUCCCUUUAAUCAUCAGAGAGAAAGACACAGAGUACCAACUAAACAGAAUUAUUCUCUUUGACAGGCUGCUAAAGGCUUAUCCAUAUAAAAAAAACCAAAUCUGGAAAGAAGCAAGAGUUGACAUUCCUCCUCUUAUGAGAGGUUUAACCUGGGCUGCUCUUCUGGGAGUUGAGGGAGCUAUUCAUGCCAAGUACGACACAAUUGAUAAAGACACUCCAAUUCCUACAGAUAGACAAAUUGAAGUGGAUAUUCCUCGCUGUCAUCAGUACGAUGAACUGUUAUCAUCACCAGAAGGUCAUGCAAAAUUUAGGCGUGUAUUAAAAGCCUGGGUAGUGUCUCAUCCUGAUCUUGUGUAUUGGCAAGGUCUUGACUCACUUUGUGCUCCAUUCCUUUAUCUAAACUUCAAUAAUGAAGCCUUGGCUUAUGCGUGUAUGUCUGCUUUUAUUCCCAAAUACCUGUAUAACUUCUUCUUAAAAGACAACUCACAUGUAAUACAAGAGUAUCUGACUGUCUUCUCUCAGAUGAUUGCAUUUCAUGAUCCAGAGCUGAGUAAUCAUCUCAAUGAGAUUGGCUUCAUUCCAGAUCUCUAUGCCAUCCCUUGGUUUCUCACCAUGUUUACUCAUGUAUUUCCACUACACAAAAUUUUCCACCUCUGGGAUACCUUACUACUUGGGAAUUCCUCUUUCCCAUUCUGUAUUGGAGUAGCAAUUCUUCAGCAGCUGCGGGACCGGCUUUUGGCUAAUGGCUUUAAUGAGUGCAUUCUUCUCUUCUCCGAUUUACCAGAAAUUGACAUUGAACGCUGUGUAAGAGAAUCAAUCAACCUGUUUUGUUGGACUCCUAAAAGUGCUACUUACAGACAGCAUGCUCAGCCUCCAAAGCCAACUUCUGACAGCAGUGGAGUCAGAAGUUCAGCUCCUUAUUUCUCUUCUGAGUGUCCAGAUCCUCCAAAGACAGAUCUGUCAAGAGAAUCCAUCCCAUUAAAUGACCUAAAAUCAGAAGUAUCACCACGGAUUUCAGCAGAGGACCUGAUUGACUUGUGUGAGCUCACAGUGACAGGCCACUUCAAAACACCUACCAAGAAAACAAAGUCCAGUAAACCAAAGCUCCUGGUGGUUGACAUCCGGAAUAGUGAAGACUUUAUUCGUGGUCACAUUUCAGGAAGCAUCAACAUUCCAUUUAGUGCUGCAUUCACUGCAGAAGGGGAGCUUACCCAAGGCCCUUAUACUGCUAUGCUCCAGAACUUCAAAGGGAAGGUCAUUGUCAUCGUGGGGCAUAUGGCAAAGCACACUGCUGAGUUUGCAGCUCACCUUGUGAAAAUGAAAUAUCCAAGAAUCUGUAUUCUAGAUGGUGGUAUUAAUAAAAUCAAGCCAACAGGCCUCCUCACCGUCCCAUCUCCUCAAAUAUGAAGAACCAACAGCGUGACUGCCAAAGGUCAACUUUGCAUCAGCAUCAACAGCACGGUUCUUCAUAUCCAUGCCACUCUCAGAUAAAACUAGAUGUCCAGAUUGUUGCAUUUCCAUAAAGUUUGUCAUGAGACAUUUUUAAAAAUCUCAUAACCUACAUGUUCAGCUAUCCAGGCAAGAAACUUGACUGUACAUGUAUUGCUGAAGAAUUUUAACAGUGAAAUCUGAUCAUGUAUUUUUACCACACUACCACAUAAAACCUAAGGAAUUCAGCUGACAAGACAGAUUUAGCAUUAUCAAGAAAUCCCAGUUGCCCUGAAAAAGCUGUCUUCCAUGGUACUGAACAGACAGUUCUACUGAUUGUAUUAUUUAGAAACAUACGCUGAAUGUGGGCUGAAAUCAUCAUCUUUCCAUGAUAAUGAAAAUUGAGAAACUAUUCACAAUGCAUUCCUUAUAAAUAAAUGCUGCAUUUGGUAACUUAUUUCACCCA
Saimiri boliviensis boliviensis (Bolivian squirrel monkey) is the source of this 3521-nucleotide messenger RNA. RefSeq names its product TBC1 domain containing kinase (gene TBCK). Lineage: Eukaryota; Metazoa; Chordata; Mammalia; Primates; Cebidae. Gene Ontology annotation, biological process: protein phosphorylation. Gene Ontology annotation, molecular function: protein kinase activity; ATP binding. The record is from RefSeq and is a predicted model, not a curated record. Gene Ontology annotation, cellular component: nucleus.